Beta vulgaris subsp. vulgaris (sugar beet) is the source of this 3097-nucleotide messenger RNA. RefSeq names its product chloride channel protein CLC-b. The record is from RefSeq and is a predicted model, not a curated record. Lineage: Eukaryota; Viridiplantae; Streptophyta; Magnoliopsida; Caryophyllales; Amaranthaceae. Gene Ontology annotation, cellular component: plant-type vacuole membrane; intracellular membrane-bounded organelle. Gene Ontology annotation, molecular function: voltage-gated chloride channel activity; nitrate:proton symporter activity. The transcript is spliced from 7 exons. Bases 250 to 2664 code for a protein of 804 amino acids. Gene Ontology annotation, biological process: chloride transport; transmembrane transport.
CAUCUUUCACUUUUCUCUCUCUCUCUUUCUCGAGUCUUCACUUCUCUUUCUAUCUCAUCACUCUUCUUCAAGAUCUACCAUCUUCACUUCCUCUGUUUAGCUCUCUCACACUCACUCACUAUCUCUUCGUUCGGUUUCAGCACGAGUGUGGACUCAGGCAGGCCGGUGGUAGCACAGGGAAUAUGAACUAAGGGGAGCGCCAAAGACUGAGAUUCAAGUAACCCAACUAUAGAAGAACCUGUAAAAAUCAUGGAAGCAGCUGGAGAACCACCCUCAAAUAACACCAGCUCGAAUGCAAUAGACGAGUCAGCGUGCAUGAGUGAGUUAGCCAGCACACCAAGUAUGGAAGCAGAAGCAGUUGCAAAUGGAGACGCGGACCUUGAAAGCAAUGUCCUACACCAACCUCUUUUAAAGAGAAACAGAACACUCUCUGCUAGCCACUUAGCUAUGGUGGGAGCAAAGGUUUCAUAUAUCGAGAGCCUUGAUUAUGAAAUCAAUGAGAAUGAUCUGUUCAAGCAGGAUUGGAGAAGUCGAUCCAAAGUCCAAGUAUUACAAUACGUCUUCUUGAAAUGGAAACUUGCAUUUCUUGUGGGACUCUUGACUGGCCUUGUUGCUACCCUCAUCAAUCUAGCAGUUGAGAAUAUUGCAGGAUAUAAAUUGCUGCUUGUUUCUGGCUAUAUUGAGGAGAAGAGGUAUGUAAUGGGGUUGAUUAUGUUAACAGGGGCCAACUUCCUAUUGACUCUAAGUUCCACAGUGCUGGUUGUAUUCUUUGCUCCUACUGCUGCUGGACCUGGUAUACCUGAGAUUAAAGCUUACCUUAAUGGUAUUGAUACUCCCAACAUGUAUGGGGCACCAACAUUGUUUGUUAAGAUUAUUGGGAGCAUUGGAGCAGUCGCUGCUGGCUUAGACCUUGGUAAAGAAGGGCCCUUGGUGCACAUCGGAUCAUGUAUUGCAUCCUUACUUGGCCAGGGUGGAACAGAAAAGAAUCGUGUCAAAUGGCGGUGGUAUCGUAUCAUGAACAAUGACAGAGAUCGGAGAGACCUAAUCACCUGUGGUGCUUCUGCAGGAGUUUGUGCAGCUUUUAGGUCCCCAGUAGGAGGGGUGCUUUUUGCUCUGGAAGAAGUGGCAACAUGGUGGAGGAGUGCUCUCCUCUGGAGAACUUUCUUUAGUACAGCAGUUGUGGUAGUAGUGCUCAGGGCUUUCAUUGAGUUCUGCAGUUCUGGAAAAUGUGGGCUUUUUGGCAAUGGAGGACUAAUCAUGUUUGAUGUCAGCAAUGUUACUGUGCGUUAUCACUUGAUGGAUAUCCUCCCUAUCGCUCUCAUAGGACUCAUUGGUGGUGUUCUCGGAAGCCUUUACAACUAUGUCCUGCACAAAGUUCUGAGACUUUACAGUCUCAUCAAUGAGAGGGGAAAGUUAGCAAAGAUCCUUCUAAGUCUUACAGUCUCAGUAUUCACUUCUGUGUGCCUGUAUGGCCUACCCUUUUUUGUGAGCUGCACAGAAUGUGAUCCAUCCCUAUCAAAUUCUGAGUGCUCCACAACUGGAAGAACUGGGAACUACAAGAGAUUCAACUGCCCAACAGGCUAUUACAAUGACCUCGCCAGCUUAUUCUUUUCUACCAACGAUGAUGCUGUACGAAACAUCUUUUCUACAAAUACUCCUGGAGAGUUUCGCCCAGUCUCUCUUGUUAUAUACUUUGUACUCUACUGUAUCCUGGGAAUCUUUACCUUUGGCAUUGCUGUGCCUUCUGGACUCUUCCUACCUAUCAUUCUCAUGGGUUCAGCAUAUGGGCGUUUGCUUGGCAUUGCCAUGGGAAGUUACACAAGUAUUGAUCGGGGGCUUUAUGCAGUCCUAGGCGCAGCAUCUCUCAUGGCUGGCUCGAUGAGGAUGACUGUCUCACUUUGUGUAAUUUUCCUUGAACUCACCAACAACCUAUUGUUACUCCCUGUAACAAUGCUCGUGCUUCUCAUUGCAAAAUCAGUAGGGGAUUGCUUCAACCCGAGCAUUUAUGAGAUCAUAUUAGAGUUGAAGGGCUUACCUUUCUUAGAUGCAAACCCUGAACCAUGGAUGAGGAAUAUCAGUGUUGGAGAGCUUGCUGAUGUAAAGCCUCCAUUAGUUAGUCUUCGAGGACUUGAGAAGGUAUCUCGUAUUGUAGAUGUACUGAAAAAUACUACACACAAUGGCUUCCCAGUCAUAGAUGAUGAUGUCACAAUCCCAACAAGUGAUGGAACAAAGGCAAGGGAGCUGCAUGGGUUAAUUCUAAGAGCUCAUCUCGUUGCUGUGCUGAAGAAGAAGUGGUUCCUGGAGCAACCAAGAAAAACAGAAGAAUGGGAAGUGCGAGAGAAGUUUACGUGGGUUGAAUUGGCAGAAAGAGACCUUGACUUCGAACAAGUAGCCAUAUCAAAGCGUGAAAUGGAGAUGUAUGUUGAUCUACAUCCUUUCACAAACAAAACUCCUUAUACCGUGGUAGAGGACAUGUCUGCAGCAAAGGCAAUGGUAUUGUUCAGGCAGGUUGCACUUCGUCAUCUGCUCAUUGUGCCCAAAUAUCAAGGAGCUGGGAUAUAUCCUGUAAUUGGAAUUUUAACAAGGCAAGAUUUGAGGGCUCACAAUAUUCAGACAGUGUUCCCUCAUAUAGCAAGGUCCAAGGGAAGAGAAAAGCAGAAUUGAGUUCUUCCAGAUACUCAGAUUGAAAAGAGUUUGCCUCCGUGCAGUAAUAGAUUUGCAUUGCAUUCUUUACACAUUUUUCAUUUUGCAUUCUUUUUCUGAUAUUUUUUGUCCAAUAUUUUUGCGAUUUUUUCCAAUAUGGUAUGUACAAGGUUGUACAUUUUAAGGAUAUAGUCAUGAGAGAAGUUUGUGUAGGCUCGCUGAAGUAUUACAUUUUUCACCACCUAUGAAAGAAUAACAUUUACUAGAAAAGAUGCAGCAGCAGCUCAUCUUUCACAUUUUUUCUAAGGACUUUCUCUUAUUUGUUUUUAUGUAACAUAACAUACUCCUAUUCCAAGCUAAUAGAUUUAUAAAUGGCACAAGAACAGAAGGGAGAGAGCAUUAAACAUGGCCCAUGUAAUUGUAUGAUAAAAUAAGGCUUGCUUUCUUUGUACAA